Serendipita indica DSM 11827 is the source of this 2505-nucleotide messenger RNA. The record is from the annotation of a GenBank genome assembly. NCBI's taxonomy places the organism in Eukaryota, Fungi, Basidiomycota, Agaricomycetes, Sebacinales, Serendipitaceae.
AUGCCUGGAAAACGAAAAAGAGAUGAAGAAGAUGUCGAAAUGACCUCUGGAGAUGUAAAAGAGCAUUCUCACGGAUCAACAGUUUUCAUCUCAAAUUUACCAUACACUGCAACCUCCACAGACUUGAAAACGCAUUUUUCAGACAUUGCGCCCAUCAAGAAUGCAUUCGUCGUCCUCGAAAAGGAGACAAAAGUCUCUAAAGGCGUCGGAUAUGUCACAUUUUCAUUGCGCGAAGAUGCAGAACAGUGCGUGGAAAAGGGUUCAGUCGAGAUGAAUGGGAGAAUGCUGCGUGUUAGUUGGGCAGCGGCCAAGGGUGAGCAGGGUGAAAACGCACAGCCCAAAGGUCAAAGACCCUCAAAAGUAGUCCGUUCCCCAGUAAAGGACAAGGCUCAUGAUGCCACCGCCGUGCGCACCAUUAUCAUCACCGGCCUACCCACCGGCAUUGAUUCAAAAGUACUUUGGAAGAAAGUACGAAAACAAGAAGGCGCAGAGACGCUCGAGUUCCCGUUCAAGAACGUGGAUGGAUCCGAGGACCCGACAAAGGCAAAUGUCGUCUUCACCUCUCCCACACAAGCACUCCACGCCGUCGAAAAGUUGAAUGCGCACGUCUACAAAGGUUCGCUUCUUGGUGUCACGUUGAAAAAGAGAUUGGAGAAGAAGCCGAAUCGGUCUAGUCGACUCAUCGUCCGAAACUUGCCUUGGGAUACCACAGACUCGGAUCUCCGAGCGCUCUUUCUCCCUCAUGGUGCCGUAUAUUCCAUCGAGAUACCGACGGACAAGGUGGACGGACAACAUGAAGGCAGAAAGCCGAAAGCAAAAGGAUUUGCAUUUGUAUGGAUGCUGUCCCGAGCGGAUGCGGAGAAAGCUAUCGAAGGGGUCAAUGGAAAGUCACUCAAGGAAAGGCCUCUGGCUGUCGACUGGGCGCUCAGCAAAGCUAAAUGGGAAGAUGUCAAGGAGAAGAUGGAGGUCGAUGCGGAACCUGGGCAUGAAGAGGAAGAAAGUGACGAGGACUCCAACUCUGCGCUGGGAGUUCACUCGGAUGGGGACGUAUCCAUGCACUCGGCUCAUGAGGACGAGGAAGAGGAGGCGCCAACAAAGCCCGAGCUACCAGCACCAGAAGCAGGGACGACUCUCUUUAUUCGCAAUGUACCCUGGGAAGCUACAGAGGAUGAAAUGCGUCAGCUUCUCAGAGGAUUUGGACCAUUGAGAUAUGUUCGCAUUGUUAUUGACCAAGAAUCUGGUCGCUCAAAAGGCACGGCUUUUGCGUGCUAUUGGAACAAGGAAGACGCCGACAAGGUCAUUACUGCAUCAGAGACACUCAACAAAGAAUCAGGCGUGAAUGCAUCACCAAUAAAAAAUCCGUUCAGUGCUCCAUCACUACUCACUCCGGAUCCUUCAUCAUCACUCGCACGGAAUCUUGUCGUUCAUGGACUUGCGCGAUGCAGGCGUCAAGAUGAGGGAAAAGCCGACAAGCGAAAUCUUUAUCUCAUGCGAGAAGGAGUCAUCUUCCCCAACUCGCCAGCUGCGUCGACUAUAACACCAACCGAACUUGAAAAGCGCGUCAACGCCUUUAAUCAGAGGCGUACACUCCUCAGAACAAACCCAUCCCUCUACGUCUCCAAAACACGCUUGAGUAUUCGGCAACUUCCAACUUUUGUCUCCGAACGCUCACUCAAGCGACUUGCACACCACUCAAUUCGCGAAUUUGACAACGAGGUAAAGAAUGGCGACAGGGAUGGUCUUGCGGAAGAUGAGAUAGACGAUGGUCAACGAACGAUCACCGACGAGCUCAUGGGGGAUAAAGUCGCGUUGCCCGAGAAACCCACAAAAGACAAACCUGCAAAAAAAGGCGGUAAACGAGGGAGUGGGAGUGUCAAGCAAGCCAAGAUUGUUCGUAUCUCUGAGAGAGUUGAUCCGUUUACCGGCAAGGGUCGUAGCAAAGGGUACGGCUUUAUCGAGAUGGAACGACACUCCGACGCGCUCAAAGUCUUGCGAUGGGCGAAUAACAAUCCAGAUGUUGGACCCCUACUCAAGUCGUGGUGGGCGGAGGAACUCAAGGAUUUGUUCGAUACGUUGGAGAAAAAGGGUGACAAGCGCACUGAAGAGGAAAAGGCGAGGUACAAAAGGUUGAAAGAUGCCCUGGAAGAGAUCAAGAUGGGUGUGACGAAGGCGUCAACAAGGACUCUGGUAGUCGAGUUUUCAAUUGAGAACAUGGUCAUUGUGAAGAAGAGAGAAGAGCGGGGGACACCUCGGCAGGUAAAAGGCGAAGACGCGGCAGACGAACAAACAUCAAAACGUUCAAGCCAUCCGAAAGGGCGGGACAAGAAGAAGACAGUCAAAAUGGAAGAGGAUCACGCAUCAGAGACGACUCGGUCGGCCAAGCGCAGGAAGAAAGAAGCGUCCGAGGAACAGUCUCCGGAACCGAAAUCAAAGUCGGUUAAUCCUCUGGGCAGCAUGAUAGGUCGAAAGCGGCGACUCAAGAAAGCGCGUGGAGGAAAAGCGUAA